Guillardia theta CCMP2712 is the source of this 1614-nucleotide messenger RNA. RefSeq lists its product as hypothetical. Bases 1 to 1614 code for a protein of 537 amino acids. The transcript is spliced from 8 exons. The record is from RefSeq and is a predicted model, not a curated record. Lineage: Eukaryota; Cryptophyceae; Pyrenomonadales; Geminigeraceae.
AUGGGGGCGCUAUGCGGCAAGGUCGACGUGGCGCAGGGGAUAGAGAAGAGAGCAGGGAUCAAAGAGAGUAGGGAGAAGACGAGAGACACUAGCCAGAACUACAUAGGAGGGGACAGCACUUGUUACAGCGGAGAAGACCUCAAGAUCCAAAGCAAGAUAGUCGUCAGCGAACAGUGCUUGAUCUACGGAGGGUCGGUAAAGAUUGAGCGAGGGAGUGAGGAGGAAUUCAUCAAAGUUUGUGAUAAUCAAACUAAGAUGGUGCAAGAUGCAAGUCAAGUUUCCUGCCCUAUCAUACCCUUUCUUGACGAUGUCGACAAGAAUGAGAGAAUAACGCACGGGCAUCGGUUGGAUGGUGAUCAAGAAUGUUUUGGACCGAAUGCUGAUAGACAUGACGACCCAUCCUUGGCGAACAACACGCUGAGCGUGGAAGGAACGAUCAUGGAUGCUUUGAGUGUGAGGGACAAGUCAAGCUAUGAUUCUCAUCCCGAUGGCGACCAAGAUUUCAGAUCGUCAGAAGAGACUUCAGAACUCAGCUCUGCUACACGUCGAAGUACGGACGAGACAAGCAUCAUGAAGACACCCUCGGACUGGCACCGAGCGUUCGAGGAGGAGCGAGCGAGGGCGAUGGCAGAAGAUAGGAUGCGAUCGACUGGGUCGACGAAUCAGAGCACGGGGAGGUCGGAUGGGGAGAGGACAGCAUCAGACUGGCACCGAGCGUUCGAGGAGGAGCGAGCGAGGGCGAUGGUAGAAGAGAGGAUUCGAUCGACUGGGUCGACGAAUCAGAGCACGGGGAGGUCGGAUGGGGAGAGGACAGCAUCAGACUGGCACCGAGCGUUCGAGGAGGAGCGAGCGAGGGCGAUGGCAGAAGAUAGGAUGCGAUCGACUGGGUCGGCGAAUCAGAGCACGGGGAGGUCGGAUGGGGAGAGGACAGCAUCAGACUGGCACCGAGCGUUCGAGGAGGAGCGAGCGAGGGCGAUGGUAGAAGAGAGAAUGCGAUCGAAUAGUGACGAGGGCUGGGGCGAUGACGUCAGCAAAACGUUUUCGAUGCAGCCGGUCAUCGCGGAGCUCCCGGAUCUUGAGAAGAGCACAGCCGACAGCUCAAUGAUUGAAUCCCCGCUCUCGCUGGUCGACGGGGAUGAGCCACGCCUGCCGGGCCUCAAUCGAGCUCAUUCCAACCUAGAAGUGCAGCUUGCCAUCCUGCUCAAGGAGGCCCAGGAGGCAGGAAGCGUCAUAAUUAGCUCCCCCUUGAGCGUCGACACCGACAACAGCAGUCCGCGAUCCAGAGCAGGUCCGAUCCGCAGCUACUGGGAGUCCGGUGUGGCUGGGGAGCAGCUGGAGAAGCUAGGGCAGCCUGAGAAUCAUGAAACUCCGACUGUCAGUGUUUUUCACGGGGAUGUAGGGACUCGGAACGACGGUCUCAAGUUUGCCGCUGUUCGCGGCGUCAGUCACACGGCGGCGAAGGUGACCGGCGUCACUACCGGGUACUCCGGGACCGUCGCCGGAUCGGACCUCGGACCGGGCCCGUGCCGCGCCCCGCUCAGCGGCAGCACGGUCCUGACCGUGCCACUGUUCCAGGCCUGGAUCACCGUUGAACAGGGCAAGUUUCCGGGUUGA